UUGCGAGCCCUUCAAUGGGCACGAGCGUAAUUGCGAUGCCUCGAGCGUCCACAGUCUACGACUCUAUGAGCAUUGGGAGCAGCAACGGCAUCCUAUACCAACGGCGGUGGCUCCAAGCUGCACGAUGUUCGAGUGGAAGCCGCGUGCCCCCUUCGCCGCCACCGCCGAAGCUGCGAAAGCGAACGACGCCUUCAUUACAUGGCCACAUGAAUCCCCGGUCCAGUAGCUUUACCAUGCCCAAGGGCCAAUACAUCGCACCAGAGAAGAUCGAAAACGUGCUCCACACGAGCUGGUUCGUGGCGCAGGCCAUUGUGUUUGGCGACGACACCCACGAGGCUCUCGUGGCCAUGAUCGUACCUGAAGACUACGCGUUGAUGGCGUUGGCCAAGCAGCUGGCCAUUCCCAGCGCCACGUCAUUGACCGAGCUUUGCGCGCACCCUGUCAUUGUCAGUCACGUGCUCCAAGACAUCGCUGUGGUGAGCAAAGAAGGCAAACUAUGCAGCUUCGAGACAGUCCGAGCCAUCACAUUGCUCCCCACGCACUUCACCUCCGAGUCUGGGUUACUUCAACGCAAUCGAAAGGUCGAUCGCAAUGUGGCCAAAGCUCUGUUUCAAGCACACGUCGACAGUAUGUUUACCACCGCGGACGACCAUGUAUGCAAGCGUCGGUAUACGCAAACAGCGUAAACAAUUCUAUUUAUGACCACAUACAGUACGUACUCCA
Molecule: messenger RNA, 723 nt
Organism: Aphanomyces astaci
Lineage: Eukaryota; Oomycota; Saprolegniomycetes; Saprolegniales; Verrucalvaceae
Exons: 3
Coding region: 15-686 (223 amino acids)
Cellular component (GO): membrane; endoplasmic reticulum
Molecular function (GO): long-chain fatty acid-CoA ligase activity
Source: RefSeq, a predicted model, not a curated record